Lactuca sativa (garden lettuce) is the source of this 1420-nucleotide messenger RNA. RefSeq names its product myb family transcription factor PHL7. The record is from RefSeq and is a predicted model, not a curated record. NCBI's taxonomy places the organism in Eukaryota, Viridiplantae, Streptophyta, Magnoliopsida, Asterales, Asteraceae. Gene Ontology annotation, molecular function: DNA binding; DNA-binding transcription factor activity.
AAUAGCAAUAGCCAAUGGAUGAUGACUUGCCUUUGGACUUUCUUUCUUCCUUCAGCCCAAACCACUACCAGGAGGCAGAAGGAGAUAGCAUAGCCAUAGCCAUAGCCAUAGCCAAUCCAUAGCCAUACCCAUAUCACUGUAGCAGCAGGCGCAAUCCAAUCAUCUCCCUCCAUUGUCACUUCGAUCUCAUCUCCUCCAAAUUUCAAACAACAUUCAAAUCCCGGGGCUUUUGCUAUCUUUCUGUGCAUCUGAUUCUUUGGCAUCUGGAGCCGUUUGCAGUCCAUCGGAAGCAGUCGAUCGAAUUGCAACUAUAUGGAGGUGAAUUAAAUGUGUGUCUAGUUUUAAGUCUAGGAAAGAAGAUAUUAUGUGUUGAUCAUCAAGCAAUUAGUGGUGCAAAUUAUUAUGGAUGUGGUGAGUGGAGCUAAUGGUCAUGACAACAGCUCAAGUCUAGCUUCUAAACAACGCCUUCGUUGGACACAUGAGCUUCAUGAACGAUUUGUUGAUGCUGUGGCACAAUUGGGUGGCCCUGAUAGGGCUACACCAAAAGGCGUGCUGAGAGUGAUGGGUGUUCAAGGUCUAACAAUUUAUCAUGUCAAGAGCCACUUGCAGAAAUAUAGGCUGGCAAAGUACCUCCCGGAUUCCUCUUCUGAAGGAAAAGUGUUUGACCAGAAAGAAUCGGGUGACAUGCUUUCCAGCUUGGAUGGAUCAUCUGGAAUGCAGAUUACAGAAGCACUGAAGCUGCAGAUGGAGGUGCAAAAGCGACUGCAUGAGCAAUUAGAGGUCCAAAGACAGCUUCAACUACGAAUAGAAGCCCAAGGGAAGUACCUAAAGAAGAUCAUCGAAGAGCAACAGAAGCUGAGUGAAGUCCUAUCAGACGACAACUGCCAGGAAUCCAAAAACCCAACCGACCCUAUCACUCCACCUCCUCCCAUCAUCAAAAACUCUGCCACCGAUGAACAUGAGCCCUUAACCCCAGACUCUGACCGUGGUUCACCGGUUAUCAAGAAGCAACGAGUGAGCCUCAGCCAAGGGGUCGGCUUAACUCACCAAAUACUCGACUCCAGCUUAAGGCAACACCCGGUUGUUUAUGGAAUGUCAGUUAACAAUCAAGAUUAAAAAUUAGACUGAGCCAAUUGAAAUUGGAAUUUGUCCUCAGGGAAUCGGGAUUGUUUUCUACUUUGUGCAGUUUCUUUAUAUAUAUAUAUAUAUAUAUAUAUAUAUAUAUAUAUAUAUAUAUAUAUAUAUAUAUAUAUAUAUAUAUAUAUAUAUAUAUAUAUAUAUAAUUUAUGUUUGAUUAGGUGGGAUGGGUUUGGGUGUGGUAAUACUCUUAAAACUUGUAAUUCAUGUUAUGAUGCCAAGACAAAUUAAAUGAUGAUGAUGAUGAUAUUUAUGUAUUUUAUUCAUGGUGUGAUGUUCUCCA